AUGAUUGACUGGCUCCCUGACAAUCGGCCUACUAGUCUCUUUAUCCGCCCAUUCUUGGAUUGUGUAUAUGAGCUUCUGACAAACCAAGAUGUGACCGGUCCCAACGGUGAGAAUAUCUCCUUGCCCCAUCCAACCAACCCCUUCAAGUUCAGACCAGAUCCCCAAGACGAACCCGAUUUUGUCAGUGAAAUGCAUCAUGGCACCUGGUGGCGUGACACCAUGGAAAUGAAGUGUGAUGAGGGCAAAAGGGAAAUGCUGGUGCCCAUCAUACUGUAUGGGGAUGAAAUCACCACGGACAAGCAAGGAAAGCUAACAGCCUGUCCCUUCAACUUGACACUUGGAAUAUUGGACACUGACACCCGAAAUAAAGAGCAAGCCCAUACCACAUUCUUCUACUACCCCGAUCCUACUGUGGAGCUUGCUCAUCAUAAGAAAAAAGCAACCGCACAUGACAAAAUGGUAAACCUUCAGAACAGCCUUGCAGUGGCACUGGCCGACAUCACUAAAUGGACCAACAGUGAUCAAGGACUACGUUGGAAGCUCAAGUACAAUGGAGAAGAAUUCCAGGUCAACAUGAAAUUCUCCGUUGCCUUCCUCAUUGGUGAUACUGACAUGCAUGACAAGCUUUGUGGUAAGACAGGUGGUAGCCAAACCCAUGGCAUGAAGUCUCAUUGUCGGCAUUGCAAUUGUGCAACCAAGGAUCUUGUAAGCCCCAAGGAGAAGCAUACUUGGAUCCUGUUUGAUCCCAGCAAGGUAGAUCCCACAUUGGAUGGACACACUGCUGAAUACUUUAGCAGUAUAAGCCACAGCAUUGUGAACAACGCCUUUGAUCCCAUCUGCUUUGGCCAAGCUGGUAACAAACCCAAUGCUGGAGAAGAAGAGCAGGGUGCUGACACAGAUGAUGCUGAUCCCUCUCUUGCAGCUAAGGCCAAAUUUAAAAGGUGGGUGAAGAAAACCUUGGAAAGUCUGGACAUCAUUGGCCAUCAAUAUGGGGCCUGUCUUGGAAGGCAAUCGGAACGCAAGAAGCCCAGGACCAAAUUCAAUAACUCAUUGUUUGACAAGACCAAGAAAUGUGGACAUGAGCAGGCUGGUGUUUGUUUGUGCUUGUACCUUGCCAUGAUAUCUGACCAGGGCCGAUUUAUCAUGCUCCUGGAGCGUACCAUGUAUCCCACUUUUUACAAGGAUCAGGUGGGUGCCUUUGAGUUAGUCUUGACAAUGGAGCAAUGGCUGAAGAAGAAAAAGUACCUGGCAAGGCAUGCCCUUAACCCAGAAGGACUGGGGAAGGUCUUUGACUAUUACACUGAUUGGAUAAGGGAGACUACCUUUCAAAAAGGCAUGGGGGCUCUCUUGAUCAAGAAUCAUCUGAUGCUUCACGUCCCCCUCUACAUGUUGCACUGGGGGCCUCCUCGUGGAUGGGAUUCUGGUCCCAGUGAAUGGGCUCACAAGACUGAGCAGAAGCAACCAGCACAAAGAACCCAAAGACGGCAGCACAGCUUUGUCAAACAAUUGACUGCAAGGUACAGCAAAAUGAGACUGAUAGCCCUUGCAGCUCGUUUCUUCAUGAGGAGCCCCCAGAGAAUGAAUCUAGAUUGGAACCAAGAGCCAUUAAAGGAUGGGGGAGUUGCCCCUGGUGGUGCCAGGUUUCCUCUAGGGUUCAGCGAAACAGGACCAGGAAUGAAGUGGCUUGAUGGCAGCAAAACUAAAGCAAACUACCUUCAAGAAGUUAUCAAUCUUGUCUGUGAGAAGCUGUUGCCUCUUGCAGACAGUGACAAGAUCAAGGGUUUCUCUGAGGUCAAGAAGGCAAUUGACUCUGAGCCAAUUUGUUUCAGGGCCCACCCCAACUACAGAUCCAAAUCUCGGCAAGUCACUGACACUUGGCAUGACUAG
Messenger RNA from Cylindrotheca closterium, 1887 nucleotides. NCBI's taxonomy places the organism in Eukaryota, Bacillariophyta, Bacillariophyceae, Bacillariales, Bacillariaceae. The record is from the annotation of a GenBank genome assembly.